Messenger RNA from Effrenium voratum, 1333 nucleotides. Lineage: Eukaryota; Dinophyceae; Suessiales; Symbiodiniaceae. The record is from the annotation of a GenBank genome assembly.
ACGACAAUGUGUGAGCUGGCGCGAUGGUAGUAGCAGCUGACAUUGGUGCUGGAAUGGAUGAACGCUUCCUUCCGCGAGGUCUUCGAGCAAUUCCAAGGAGAGCACGGCUUCGAGCCGUGCGCUCUGCCGCAGGCGAUGCGCUUGCUGGGCAUGAACCCCACCGAUCAGCAAGCUUCGGAACUGCAACGGAAAUUCGGCGGCUGCAUUGGAUAUGAGGAGUUCUGCAAAGAAAUGGAGGAGCUGCUGGCUCGGUGGCUGGCCAGAGACCAGGCGCAGCAGCUUCUCCAAGACUUCCAGGUCUUUGACCCGGAUCGCACUGGCAGGAUCUCUGUCCAAAAGCUGGUGGACAUCAUGAGGAUGUCAGGAAAUGUCUUCAGCGAAGCAGAGCUGGAGGACAUGUUGCUGAACGCUGGCGUUGACGGCACCACAGUGGAGUACAAGGAUGUGGUCUUCAAGCAUUUCUUCGGAGCCGGAAGCGGCUGCGUGGUGGGUGACUGGGAGUCGCUAAAGGCAGCGCAACCCAUGGAUGCUCUGCAGGAAGCUGCCACCUUGAACACUGUGGCCAAGCUGAAAGCAGAACGAGGACAGAUGCAGGAAGCCUUGGACUUGCACAGUCAAGCUUUGGCCAGAGUGGAAAGCCACGCAGCUGACCACCCCACGGCUGCUGCAACGCUUCACAGCAUGGCUGCUCUAAAGGAGGCGAUGGGCCAUGCUGAUGCAUUGGAGCUCUACCUGCGAGCUCUAGGUAUCCGCGAAAAGGUUCUGAGGCCGAAUCAUUUCUAUGUUGCCACAACGUUGGACUGCAUCGCGAAUCUGAUGGACCGCUCUGGGCAGAUAGAGGAGGCCCUGCGCUUUGCGUGCAGAUCUCUUGAGAUUUGGGAGCGGUUCUUUGGGUCGGAGCACUCCCACAUCGGGAAGAUCCUCUACAACCUGGCGGGCCGGCGCGAGCAGCUGGCCGACCUGCACGGCGCCCUGGAUUUCUACGUUCGCGCCCUGGGGAUCUUCACCCGGUCCCAAGGGGAGAGCGAGGAGGUGGCGGACACCCUGGACGGCAUUGCGGAACUGAUGAUCCGGCUGGGGCAGACGCGGGAAGCCGUGGACUUCUACCGACGCGAGCUCUUCAUCCGCGAGCGGCUGCUGGGCUCAGCUCACCCCGAAGUCUUGCAGCUCCGGGCCGUGAUGGCAUCCCUGGAGGCCAGCUGAAAGUCCUGCAGCCCGAUCUCGAGAUCUGAACCACGACGCGCAACGAGGAGAACUUCCUCCCGGCUGAGCUCUUGACGCGCGCGAAACGGCGCGCCGCGAGAGGAGAAGGCCCCUUGGGCCAUGCUGCAGA